GUGCUGUGCCGUUGGCUCGCGCCGUAGUACUUUCCACACUAGCCGGCUUUCUAUUUACUUAAAAUUUGUUUGUGUCACGCGACAUUAUCAGUAAAACUGAUUAACACAAACGGUCAGUGCUCCUAGUGCUCCCUUUUUAUUUUCCAGUUGGAAAAAAAAUCACCAAUCACGGAACAUAUAUAUCUGUGAGUGUGUGUGUUUGUGCGGAGAAAGUAAUAAUAAAAAUUGACACGUGACAACUUUAAGUGAUGUUUUCAUGACUGCAAUUGUGUAGAAACUCAUCUAAAGGAUUUAUAUAUUUAACACUAUAAUCACAUUAGGUGAAUUUGAACAUCAUUAGGUGACUUUUCUAAUGGAUACUUUUCUGGAAAAGUGAAAUUAGCGUUCCGACGGAAAGAAAUGUUUUCGUUAUUUUAAAAGAAAAAAAAUAUAAUUUUCCUUUAGCGACGGAUGAGAGAAAAAUAAGUUUGAGGGGAAAAAAAGGUGAAAAGAUUGAGAGGGUCAAUGAGAGAGUGUGAUUAAUGUGAAAAAAAGAUCUCCGUGACGGAGACUAAAAUUGUCAAGUUGAUUCCAAAUAUGGUCCUUGAACCAGGAGGUGGUUUGUCAUUUCCACCGCCUCCUGGUGGUGGUUCUGCCGCCUCUGGUGGAUCACUUCUUGGACCAGCGAGAUUGUUCCAGAGGGCGACACCUGUUUUUCCAUUUCACCUCGCAGGAUGGCCACCUCAUCAUCAGGUUCUUGGACAGGUGCAAAGUCAGGUUCAGCAAACGAUGCAGGCGCAGCAUCAAGCUGCUGCAGUUGCCGCUGCACGUUUCUUGAAUCAUCAUCAUCCCCAUCAUGCUCAUCCCGCCCUGGGAAAUCAUCCCCUUGUGCCUGCCAUUGCCGCUCAUCAUCCCGCUGCUCAUCAUCUUCAUCAUUCAAGCGAUCAUAUUGAUGAUGACGAUGACAAGAAAGGUUGCGAUGGAGAAUCAGACGAAGGUGGAAGCAAGCGUAGAAGAAGCAGGACAAAUUUCAAUAGUUGGCAAUUGGAGGAACUGGAACGAGCUUUCCUCUCGAGCCAUUAUCCCGAUGUAUUUAUGCGGGAGGCGUUGGCUGUGAGACUCGAACUAAAGGAGAGCCGCGUUGCAGUGUGGUUUCAAAACCGCAGAGCGAAGUGGAGGAAAAAGGAGCAUACAAAAAAAGGACCCGGAAGACCUGCGCACAAUGCGCAUCCACAAAGUUGUAGUGGCGAACCAAUUCCCCCGGAAGAAUUAAGGAGAAAAGAACGCGAAAGGCGACAGAAAAAAAUCCUAAAAGCCCUCGAAAGACAACAACGAAAAUUAGCCGCUAAGGGAAUCUCCGUUGACCUCUCGACAUUGCGAGCCGAAUGGGAACAACGAAGCGCCGCAGCAUCAAGUGGCAAUUCCUUAGGUUCAUUCGGUCAUUUGAGUAACAAUAAUGAGGGCAGCAGUAUUUCCGGUUCGGGCAACGAUGCAAACGAAGAAAUUGAUGUCGUUGGCGGUCUCGAUUCAUGCAGUGACAGUGACAGCGAACGUGUUGAUUCAACCGCCGACGGUUCAAUUGACGGCGAAUGUUAUCCCCGUUUAAUUGAUCAAAAAUCACCAAACUCAUCGAAUAAUCAUUUGCAAAAUGCAAAUUCGGGUUUUCAUAUUAAUUUAGAUAUGAAUCAUCAACAGGGAAUAAAUCAUUGGGGUUUGAGUCUGUUGGAACGAAGACGUGAACUUGUUAGUUUGAGUAAUUCGGCAUUGAGAACAUCAUCGAAUAAUAAUAAUAAUAAUCAUCAUCAUCAUCAUCAUCAUCAUCAUAGACUGAUUUCACAGCAAAAUGAUCGUGUUUUGCAUGACGACGAGGUGCAGAGCAGCAGUAUUGAUUUGUCUGUGAAAGGUAGGGAGGAAAGAAAGAGACUGAAUCCAUUCUCGAUAGACAGCCUCCUUGGCAAUAAUCGGUCCAGUACGCCGAUUAUCGUCAAACAAGACAGGUCAUCGACACCCACUCUCUCCAAUGGCAGAGAAUCAACGACUCCCACUUCCAUCACAUCCCCCAUUUCCUUACCGACUUCACCCUCAACCACGUAGUCUUCUCCAAGGGUUUAAGGAAAACUAGCGUUACCAAUUUUUCUUUUGCUUUAGUGUAUAUCACGUUUUUUCUUUUGGAUUUUUAAUAAAAUUCGAUUUUUGGAUAGAUUUUUUUGGCCAAGUGUUGAAUAAACGUUAAACAAUUUGAUUUCCUUUUUUGGAGAACAGAAUUUUGAUUUAUUUUGCCAAGUAUUGAAUGAUAAACAUUAAAAAUUAAAAUCGGAUUUGUCUUUUCAAAAAACGAAAUUUGAAUUUAUUCAGCAAAGUGUUUAAUGAUCAACAAUAAAAUUUUUUAGUUGAAAGAUAAAAUAUUAUCAAUCUAUCCAAAUCAAAAAAACAUCUGUUUUGCGUUUCGACGACACAGUCGUCCUCUUCAAAAACUAAAAUUUAUUAUAAAAAAAUUAAAAAUUUGUUUAUACAUAAAAAAAUACAAUUAACAUUUACCGAUAAUAUCUCAUCUCUCAACUAAACAAUUUUAACCGAGUGAUAAAUUCAACAUCAUAAAUAAAAUUUUUGUUUUCGGAAAACGGAAUUCGAAUUUAUUUAGCGAAAUAUUUAAUGAUCAGCAAUAAAAUUUUUGUUUUCGGAAAACGGAAUUCGAAUUUAUUCAGUGAAGUAUUUAAUGAUCAACUAUAAUUUUAAACUAGUGGAUUUAUUUUUUCGAAAAAUAAAAUUUGAAUUUAUUUAGUGAAAUAUUGAAUGAUCAACAAUAAAAAUUGGAGAAUAAAAUUUAUAUUUUCGGAAAGCGGAAUUCGAAUUUAUUCAGCAAAGUGUUUAAUGAUCAACUGUAAAUUUUGAAUCAUCGGAUUUAUUUUUUCGGAAAAUGGAAUUUGAAUUUAUUUAUCGAAGAAAAAUAUUUAGCGAAUUUAAUCGACAAUAAAAAUUAAAAAAUCAAAUUUCUUUUUCCAAAUAACAGAAUUUCGAGUUAAUUUACGAAUUUGAUU
Leptopilina heterotoma is the source of this 3017-nucleotide messenger RNA. RefSeq lists its product as uncharacterized. The record is from RefSeq and is a predicted model, not a curated record. Lineage: Eukaryota; Metazoa; Arthropoda; Insecta; Hymenoptera; Figitidae. Gene Ontology annotation, biological process: regulation of DNA-templated transcription. The coding region runs from base 577 to 2073 and encodes 498 amino acids. Gene Ontology annotation, molecular function: sequence-specific double-stranded DNA binding; DNA-binding transcription factor activity, RNA polymerase II-specific. The transcript is spliced from 4 exons.